Molecule: messenger RNA, 20298 nt
Organism: Porites evermanni
Lineage: Eukaryota; Metazoa; Cnidaria; Anthozoa; Scleractinia; Poritidae
Source: the annotation of a GenBank genome assembly
GAUUCAAGACAUGAUACCGACUUGUUGUUGUGGUAUGCAAACACUUUUUAUCUAGGAAAUUUUGGUUUCUACAUUGAUUUUUGCCGCUUUCUAGGAUGAAUAACACGUUAAAUAUAUAUCUAAGAAAACUUUGGCCCGAGGAAUGACCUAGAAGUUCAUCGUUUAAGCCAACUCAGGGUGAAGGUGAGAUAGUUUGCAGUUUCCUGUUCGAUGAGGUUUGGGUUUCAUGAUUUGAUAUCUUGACGGUGCCAUCAUGAACUCAAGUGAUGCUUUCCUUCAUCAUUCCUUGAAGGCUUUGAGAAUGUUUAGGAAAGUAAUUUUGCACUAGUCACUGGCACAUUGUACAGUGUACUGCAACGACAGCAUAAUUAGUUUGUGUACUUAAUAAUAUUUCGUCUUGAAUGUUGGCAAUUCACCAAUUUUGCGGCCGCUAUGUUCUUAAACACUUGAAGUGUUUUAACACAAUAGGUAUUUUUAUUUCUUUAAUUUUAUAUUUGCUAAGGAAAAAAGACUCCUAAAAGUCUUCCUGUUGAAUGUUACUUGACAAAAGCAUUCAAAAUAAUUGCUUGUCAUUCUGUGGUUGCAGUAUUUUAUAGUCUACAGUUUACAGUCUUUGAUUAAUUUGAUGAGCUUGUAAGCUUAAAACUCAAGUUAAAAAACUAGGUUUUAGAUAGCUUCCUGUGAAAAUAUUGGAAACCAAAAAAAAACAACAACAACAACAAAAUUGAAAUUCAGGGUAAGAUGAUUUCAACUGAGGUCGAAUCUCCAUUCACUUUGUUUCUUUCAUUAGUACAGCUGUAUAUCUUUCUUAAAAUUUAUACAUGUAUAAUUUUAUACUGUACAUCCGGUUACACAUGCAUCCAUGCACAUGUCCUCAGUCCAGUGAUUUUUUUUUAAACAAUAAAUUUUGCCUUUUUUUUUUCCUCCUAGACUAUGUGCGCCUUCUCAUGGAGGGCAGUCUUGCAAGGGCUAAAUACAGUUUCCAAUCCAGCAGUCCAGAUGAAUUAUCUGUACCCGAGGGAAGUAUCAUAACAGUAACACAAUACAUUAACAAUCACUGGUUAGAGGCUGAAUACAAAGGCAAAAGAGGAUAUUUUCCUAUAAUCUAUGCUGAAAGGAUAACAAAUGAUUCACAACUCCAUACUGAACAGAACGCUAUUUUCUCGGUACCAUGUUUAAAUGGAGAAGAACUUCCAGAAAGUGUAAUAUCUGAUAACUUUCAUCAUCAGGAUUACUCUUCAGGAAAACAAGUUUCUCAUAGCAGUAGUGAAAAUGUUGUUGAGGCUGCAUUUGGGUUUGAUGCCAGAAAUGACACUGAACUGACAUUUCCUUCUGGGGCUCUGCUUGAAGUUACUAAAGAUGUUGAUGAUGAUUGGUUAGAAGGAUCAUUCAAUGGANCAGUAGUGAAAAUGUUGUUGAGGCUGCAUUUGGGUUUGAUGCCAGAAAUGACACUGAACUGACAUUUCCUUCUGGGGCUCUGCUUGAAGUUACUAAAGAUGUUGAUGAUGAUUGGUUAGAAGGAUCAUUCAAUGGAAGGACUGGUCUUUUUCCAAAAAGCUAUGUCAAGUCAUCAAAGAGACCAUGCGCGCGCGCAUUGUAUCCUUUUGUUGGGGAAAGCAUGGGCGAGCUCACAUUUCGUGAAGGCGACUGCAUAUUUCUUCACAAACGAUUAAAUUCACAAUGGAUGGAAGGAGAAAUAGAUGGGAAUGUAGGAAUUUUUCCAUCAAGCUUUGUCAUAGUUGAAGUUGAAUUGCCACCUGACAAAGAUGAAUUUCUAAAUGGUGAUUUUUCUCCCAAGAAUUCAAGUCCAAAACGUGGCAGCCAUAUUAAUACUGCAACGGCUAAGAUUCAGUGGAAAGUAGGAAUGAAAGGUAGAGCACUGUUUCACUUUUCAGCAUUGUAUUCAGGAGAUUUAGAGUUAAAUGAGGGAGAUGUUGUUACAGUUCUUCAUGUGGAUGGUGACAAUUGGAUAGAGGGUCAGCUAGCUAAUCGCAUAUCUGGAUCAUGCCCUGCAGCAUACCUGGAGCCUGUAAUCAGUAAAAGCAAUUCACCCGAAAAUCACUGGAAUUUCAAGACUCGAAAAUUUACAUCUUGGGAAGAUUUUUCUGGUUCUCCUCACGUUAUGUCUAAUUCUGUUAAUACUAGUGAAAUGUCAAAAAGUUCCAGUCAAGUUUCAUUUAGUCAACAGGGUUAUGAUAUUUUUGACCCUUUGACGAAAGCAGAAUACAGUGACAGGUCUCUUUUGGACUCAUCAUUUACACAGGAUCUAACUCCUAUACUUAUGCCUUGGAAUAAGUCAGCUCAGGAGUCUAAAGAGGUUGGAAAAACUGAAUUUUUGGUGAAACAACCAGCACCCAAGUCCAGGACUCUAGAAAGAUAUUCUGUUACUUAUUUAGGCAAUAUGGAGGGAAAAAACCUUUCUAUAAAACAUGAUAAAACCAGCAGCAGUCCUUCUUAUUCGGCAGAGUCACUGACAUGGGGAACUACACCUCUUAGGAGCAGCUAUGCAUCAAAUUCAAAAGUAGCUAGUGCUUAUAAUGGGCUGUCUGGUCAGUCCACUGUAAUAGAUCAAGGUCCAUCAUUAGAGCCUUAUCAUCAGGGUUCUGUAGGAACUUGGCCAAGCAAAAGAUCAGGGAUUCAUGCUGGAUGCACAUCCAGUGUCCAAGGGAACUUUGUUGAUGAUCUUUUAUCAGGUAACUGUACCUCUUUGCCUCCUCCCCUGAUACCUGGCCUGCAAGGUGUAAUAGAUGAUGAUAACAUUGAUUCCAGCGCAUCUGAGGAUUCUCCGAUUACACCAAGGAGGCCAGCCCCUCCACCACCCAAACGAAAGGACAGUGGAAAUGCUGUACGCAGUAGAACACUACCAGCUAGAAGAUCAAAGGACACUGGACAAGGCCACUUCAACUGGGAUGCUCUACCAUCAGGCAGAGAAGAUAUGAAAACAACUGUCAAUCCUACUGCUUCCCCUAAAGGAUCCCCGAAGAUGGGAGUGGCAGGUGUUGCAAGGCAGAGGCCACAAUCCAAGCCACAAUCUUUGGUUGACAAAAAUGUAGACACUGAUGUUUAUGUAGAGAAGGUACAUACACUAAAUAGUUUGACUACGGUACUUUGGGAAGUUAAUGUUUUUGUUAAAUAGCUUAUUGCUCUGACAUUAUUUUGAGCCACUGCUUGCUCUUAUUCUUUGAUUGAAGGCCACAUGGUAGCAUCUAAUUUCAUCUGACUGUAUCUCCAAUGUUCUUGUUAGGGAAAACCCAAGGCUCUGAGGAAAACAAAACUAAUUUUUUCUCCUCAGGAGCAGACAUGUACGUUAUUUUCUUGGAACAAUAUUGAAUAAAGACUAGUGUAAUGCAGCAGGAGAGUUCUUGAACUGCAACUGUCAGAACUGUAUAAAUGUCAGGCUACUAUACAUUAAUUUUACAUGUGUAUGUAAUUGAAAUCCUGAAAUCCCAGUUGUUCUCAGUGUACCUCAGAUGAUGAUGUCUUAGACCCAAGAACUGGCUCAAUUUCUUCACUCUUUAUAUUGCGCACAUACUGUAGGUGAAAAAAAAAAUGUAUGUGCUCAAGUUUCUAAAAUUGAGACAUGUACAAUUUUAAUCAUGGUGGAACAUUUAAUACAUAUACAUAUUUUUUUCUAAAUUAUUAUAAUGAUUUUAGAGUCCUCGCAGGCCAAGACAUUCAAGCAGCCUAGAGCAGAUAAGACAGUCCCCAAGUCAAAGCACUGUAGCUGCAGUUAUUGAUAGUGAUGCUCAUGGUGCUGAAUGGGCUGGAAACAAGGGUAUGUACCAUGUAUAACUUCUGCCCACUCUACAGUUCCUAGUUUUUUUAAAUGAAGAGACUCCAUGUUGCCAUGUGUCUGUUCAGUAAUAGAUCAUGGAUGACAUCACGGCUUUCAUGGAAUCUAAAUUCAUUUUAUACAAAGUCACCAAAAGACAAAACAAUGACAUGUACUUGCCUUGUACCUCACCUCAUAAUGUUUUUUCUUUUGAGGCCUUAACCUGCUUAAUCCAAAAUAAUGAUACCGGUAGACAAUUUGUUUUCUUCAGGCUUGGUUGGUGGUGCCUGCUGUGGAUUGCCUACCGUCUUUCAGUCUUCCGCAAGAUAAUCUUAACCCCUUCCCAGUCACUCUUAAAAAUAUUCGUGGCUAAAUCAAUACAUGUAAUUGUGUAAAUGUUACUGCUGAGUAUGUAACAGUUCACUCUGCUGAUAUGCAUCUUGAAUCAUUACUGUUGUUAGAAAAUUCAUUUGAUGAAGUUGAUGGCCCCAGAUUAGCUUCCCUGCAGAAAAGGAUCAAAGAAACAGAACAAAAUCUUAAGGUAAGUAUCAUCUGCCAAUUAAGAAAGUUCUUACGGACAUGCUGAUGUAUAUAUACAUGUAGAAAAUUGGUAGUGAAGGGCAGUUUUUACAUAUUCACCAUGGCCCUGGGAAAAAAGAGAAGUUCAGAGAUCAUAUUGACCCCACACAGCAUCUUUUUUCAAUGCUGCGUGAGGUAAUUAAGUGAAUAUGUGAUCCUCACAGUUGAAUAAUUAACAACCUAACGGUUGAAACAGAACCUAAAAAAAUUCAGGCUUGACCUGGAAUCAUUCCUGACCAUGACUUUGAGAUGACAUGAUGCAAUGUUCUAUAAAAUGACCUGUAAAUGCAACACUACUUGCAGUGUUCAAGGUAGUGUAUGAGGUAUUUCCUUGACAAUCUGUGGUUACAAUGUACCAAUCUCAUACUUUACAGAAAGAGAUGAAUGUACAUACUGGAUUCAAGUCUAUUGCUCAGGUAUUGAUUGUUUAGAAAAUUUGCUGAUGUAUGGCCUACAAACUCUGUAUUACUGUUAAUGUUAUAAUUUAGUUUUUAAUCCUUAGUUGAAUCUUUAGUUUCCACUCAUGACAUGUAGCAAAAUGAGAAAAACCUAGGAAUAAUUAAACUUAGCCUGUUCCAGGUAUACAGGUGGUAGGGAUGGUGCAACAAGAAGUGACCUGGAUAAAAGAGCCAGAGGGUUGUGUUUGGGGGUGGGGAGUGGGGGGGCCUUCACUUCACCCCACUCUCCACUAUCUGAAUGCCUUGAACAGGUAAAAAAAAAAAGUUGAACCAAAAGAAAAACUCAUCAUACAACAGACACAACUUGACGGGGAGUUCAGGCUCUGGUUUUGGAGUAUAAUUUGUGCUGGAUUUUGGGUGGGUUUUCAAAGGAGUUAUUAGGGACCUUAAGAUCCGAGGACGGUGAUGGCGGAGAAAGCGUCGCUGAAAAAGUGAAUUCUUGUUCUUUCAAUCUUCAUCGCAAUUACCCCAAGUCACUAACUUUGUCAAAUGUAGGCGAACCCUUCUAAAGUCGAAUUCCUAAGAACCAUAUCCAAGUUCAGAAGGAGAGAGGAAAUUUCAUCGUUGCUUGUGUACUUCCUCUGUACAACGUGAAAUUAGGCAUUUUCGCAUCGUAGUCGUGCAGUGACGGCAAAAAAAUGUAGAAUAAAGCGUGAUGCAUGUGCAAAAUUGUUAUUUUGCUAAUUAAACCUAUUGUUUAAGUGGCGUUCCCGUUGCCGUCGCCGUCGUCGGAUCUUAAGCUCCCUAUUACCCAGUCUAGGACUCCCUUACAUAAACUCUCUGUCAUUAUGGUGGUGGAUUUCAUGGGUAAGAUCCUAGAACCCCUACAAUUGCUUAUUGUCAUGUACACUGUGUUUUCUGCGGAGCUCAGCCUUUAUUUCAGUCAAUUCUAUGCUCAAUGCAAGUGCCAAGACAGCUUCAAAUUGCAUAUUAAUUUACGUGCCACCACUUUAAGAAUUAUUUUUUUUCCUUUUUUUUUAUGUCUUAUCAGUAGUUAGUGCUACAUUAGAAAUUGCCUUUUCCUUGAAUUUUUCAUUGCAAUGUCAAUUAAUGAUUUUAGUUAGUGAUGAUGGAUCCUGUAAAGCAGAGGGAAAUGGAAGUCAAAGUGUCACAGAGUCAACAGAAGAUCAAUGAAUGGCAUGAGGAAUUACAACUUCUGCAAGGUUUUGUCCUGUGUUGUUGUUUUCUUAUUAAUUGAUAGCGAAGUGCGCGCAGUGGAGCACCAUGGGUAAGAAAAUGUGGUUAUCUAUGCAUUCAAGGAAUUUUGGUUCUGACAAAAUCAUCUGUAUGUACGUACCUCUACUCCUUCAUGUAAGCAGGUGUGAAAUGGCACACUUACUAGCUAGGAGUCCAAGGCAUAUAUUCUCUUUGCUUAGCUUGGUGUUGCAUCCAUGAUUGUUAGUCAAUUGAAAGCUGUCAGAAAAGAUUAUCCACUGACCAGUGUCACAUGACUGUAUCGAGGGCUUAGGUAUACAACUCUGAAGUGGCAUUUUUUAAAGUUAUUUCCACUGACUAGUUUUUGGUUUCAAUUGAUCGCGGGCUAAGCUCCAUUUUUUUUAAAAGGAAGAAUACAGUUAGCCUUUUGUUUCUGGCAAAAGUUGAAUUACUUAAGAAAGACAUUUCUUAAAAUAUUAUUACGUGCCUCUUAAAAUGGCUUUUAAUCAACGGAACAUAAUGUAAGAACUGAAAUAUUUUUAUGGUGAAAAGAAUUACUUGGCCUUAUACUUUUGAUGCAAGAAUCGAAGAGAAAGAAGACCCUAGAAAUGAUGAGGUUGAAGCUUCGUUUUACUGGGUCACUCAUUUCACAAGAUUUGCAUGACCACUUUUUUUUAAAACUCAUUUUAAAGACCUCACCUGUCAGAAAUUUUUAGUUCCAGCCGGAUAUGUUGAAAUGGCAAAAAAAAUGUUAGAUAGUCAUAAAAUGCAUCCUCGGAGACCCAGGGGCAGAUAGUGGGUGCGAGGGAAAGUCUAAACGGGUGGAAAAAUAUGGCACGAAGAAGAAGAGUAAAGAACGGCGAGUGGAGCCCCUGCGGACAAUGUCUUACCAGACCAAUUCCAAAUGGUUGCCGCUGUUCUGGCGUUCUGCCGUUGGGCAGAAAAAGACAAAAGUUUUCUGGCACCAAUCAGAAGCCAGGACGGUAGCGACCGUUUGGAACUGGUCUGGUAAGACAUUGUCCCCAGGGGCUUUUCUCGUCGUUCUUUACUUUUCUUUGUGUCAUAUUUUUCCGCCCGUUUAGACUUUCCCUCACCCCCACUAUCUGCCCCUGGGUCUCCGAGGAUGCAUAAAAUGUAAGGUCAACCAUUAAUAUUGAAACAAAGACAAAACCGUUACAUGCACAUCCAUGUCUAUGUUUGAUUCAGUUAGAAGAUGGCUUGCCUAAGACUUCGCUCAUUCUUGCUCAAUAGAAAGAUCUACGUGUGCCGGACGACCGGACGGGGUGUUAUUCGAGCUCUGCCCUAACCAGUACUUUUCAUUUCAGAUGAGAAAGUCUUUAUGAUAGAGUCGCAUCGGAAAAAGAUGUUGAGGAACAAAAUAGCUGCUCUUGAGACUGACCUGCAGGUGCAGAUUCAUAUACUUUGCUGUUUGAAUGUUUUCAACUAGUUGUAUCUUUAGUGGCUUUCGCGUCGACUUUAAGUUAGCUCACGAUGGUACUUGUUUUUUUGAUGUCCCAGUUGGCCAAAUUCCAAACAGUUAGAGUUGGACAGUUAUGUGGUACCUCCAUUUUUACAUAUGGAGCAUACUUUUUCUUACUAUAGUUACCUUUUUUUCUUUGAUUUAGAAACAAGCCAGAAGUCAGAGAAGUCUUGAAAUGUUGCUUGGUGUUGUAGAGGAGAACAGAAAGAAAGAAGUCAUGGAGAAUCUUGGAGUUUGUGCAAAAUUAGUGGAAAAAAUCAAAACUGAACUUGCUGGAUUAGAGGGUAUUUAUUACGAUACUGUGAAAUGCGUGACUGUAAUCUAAGUGCAUCUAAGUACUUGCAUUUGUGGUAAAAUUGUAGAUUUUCAUCCCAGAUUCACGGUGUAUUGAUUUAACAAAGGUGCUAUCACAAUUUGAAGUUAGUUUUGGUGCAUUCCAGAAUUGCUUUCAGUUUCAUUUUCUGAUCCGAGUUCGUCCAAUCCAAGUGUGAGCCAGAUCCUUGCCGAUUUAAGACCAAAAUAACUGAUUUGACCAGAAGUAUUGAUAUAAAAUUCUUUAUGGCAGGCUAACUGCAUUGCUUGACUAGACAUAUUCCACCUCGUAGCUUCGUAGUGGUACCUACCCAGAUACGUUGUACAUAAGAGUAACACCUCCACCGCGGGGUUAAAUGUGUUUUUGGGAGGGGGUACAACGGGUGGGAGUAAUGCAGCACAUCCAUAUAGUUGAAUUUCCCUUCGUACACCUCCAUUAUAAUUUGUGGUAACCUCUCUAUUUCGGACAGUUUUUCUUGCUUGUUUCGUAUCGACGCUAACCGAGUAGGAUUACGUAUUUAGGUUUGUUCAUCAGUCAUCUACUGUGCAACCAUUAAUUCAAAUUUUUGUUCGUGUUCAGCUUCUUUGCAGUGCUUAACAGAAAAGCCAGCUGUAUCCAAUCAAAAACACAUGGCUGAGCAGCGACAGAGAGUUGUGAAUGAACUGAUCAAUACAGAGAAAGACUACUGUAAUGACCUAGACCUUUGUGUUAAAUACUUCCUUCAUGAACUUCAAACGAUACAGGUUGGUUUCCUCUAGCAUUCAGUUCUGCUUGUCCAUGAUUAAAGUUUUUGUUUUUUUUUAGAUUUUUGAGUUUACUCGUUCACGUCGUAAAAAAUCGAAUUCAUUACAGCACAAGCUAGAAGGGGGCUUUAAAAAUAUAUCGGUGGGGGAGGGGGGAGGGUAUAGCCGGAUGUAUUUAAUUUGUUAACAGGUAGCUGGGCCUAUGACUAAGCCGGCGGGCGGGCGGGACUUGUAAGUAGGCGGGGAAAGGUUACCAGCGGAAGGGUACGAUGGGAGGGAAAAGAAAUAGUAGGAACACACUAAAAUAAACUCCGUUCUUCAAACACCAUGCAGUUACAGAGCGAAUAUACCAUCUUUUUUUUUUUCAUUUUUGUGAGAUAGUAGUAUAGAAAAAAAAGUAAUCUAUAGAUGAGUAUAGAGUGGUGGAGGGGUAGAAAAGAGUUGUUGGGGGGGGGGGGGGGGGGAUGUGUGGUUAGUUCUUUUUGUUUUGGACGGGGGUGUGUGCUGUGGGAAGGGGGGGGGGGGGGGGGGGCGCUUGUAAGUAGCCGGGGAAAGCUUACAAGCGGAAGUUUACGAUGGUCAGGAAAAGACAUUGUAAGAACAACAUAAAUUCAACUCCGCUCUGAAAGCAGCAUGCCGUUGCAGCUGUAAUUUACUUUCGGAAGGCCUGGAAAAAUGCCGUACAGGGACUAGGCAAGGCCAAGUGCAGAAUGCCAAGCCAUUCCUCACUUAGUCUCCGCCUAUAUCCUAUUAUGAUCUGCCUCCCCAUAAGCAAACCAUUUUUUUGAUUUUUCUUUUGGUUUGGCUCUGUUUUACUUGUUUGUUUGUCUGUAGAUGAAUCUGUGUUUCUGUUUCGUGCAGGUAAAGGAUCUCGAUUGUGAAGCUUUGUUUGGAAACAUUGAAAGUGUUCUGGAGACAUCACGGAAACUGUUGAAAGGCUUACAAAAUGCCGUUCAAACCAAGGAGGGGAAAGACCAGGAACUUGGUAAAUAUGACUCAGAAAUGAACGCAUUAUAUAUGGCUAAAGCGUAUCUUUGGGUUAAAUGUAGUCAGUUUGCAAACACUGCAACAUAUUUCACAUUUUACUGUGGUUUAAGAAAUUUGUUUGGUUAGAAGCUGUACAAACUGUUAAUAUUUCCAUUUUAUUUGCCUCAGAUUUACAACUAUAAACUUAGACAAAGAAAAGCAAAAAUCGACGAGCCUUGAUGGAUAAUUUCUUUGUCUUCAUAUAGUCACAAUACUGCUUGUUUAGGUACUAGAGAAGGAUUGUUCAUGAAGUGAUUGUAACAGUUGGGAGAUAAAAAGUUAAGCCUACAGCAAUGUACAAAUUCAUCAAUGUUUUUAAUGGCUGCUUAAAAAAAUUUUAUUUCCCCAGGAAAGUGCUUUGUAGACUUGUCUGAAGAAAUCAAGGAUGUAUAUGCUGUAUACUGUAGGAACCACGAUGAUGCUAUUUCGCUGAUGGAAAAGGUGACAUUGAUAUAUGAUAUGCAAACAGAACUUACGAAAGAUCGAUACUUACAAGAUUUUCCAAACAUGGAAAAGUAGCGAUUUGACCGAUCUACGUAAAGUGUAACCAAGGUUAAGAAAGUUAUGGAAAGAGGAUUUUUUUCUAUCACUCUCUAGUGAACUUUGUGAAGUAAGAGAUUGCCAUUUCCUUUUUUUCUGUAUUUAUUGUAUUUUGUUUAUAUUUGCAGUACGAAGAAAUGCCUGAAAUACAGGAUGAAAUAUUAAAAUGUUUAGAAAAAAUAAGGUAAAUGAUGUCUAAUUAUUAUGUGUUGUAGUCGAGUGAUUUGCACACUUGCCACUGUUUCAAUACUUCCAGUGGUUUUGAAUUGUUUGAUGUGUCGUUGUACAAAAGUUGUUGACCCGGUUGGCUUAAAGACCAUCCAAGCUGCUGUAUCUCUCCCGGCUACAGUACAGUAUAUUAAGGAGGAAAUAGGGGAUGUAUUGGGGAGUUUGGGUGGAAGGAAUGAGGUCAUGAGAGUUACAUCGCCACCGAUGACCCAUUGAGGACCAGUUGAAGAUGUCAUUGGUUGACGUCACAAGUUUGGUCACUGGCGUAUGGGAACGCUUCGGUGGCGGUGGCAUUCGAACAUUGCAUUAAGGAGUUUGGAGGGAAGGAAGAGGCCACGGGAGUGACAUCACUCAUUGAUAACGGAUAGAGAGCCAAUUGAGGAUGUCAUUUGGUGACGCCACAAGCAUGCGCGCUGGCAUAUGAGAACGCUUAGGUGGCAUUCGAGCAGACGUUGUUUGGACAGGGCUUAUUUUCUUAUCACUAAUUACAGUUUCCCCUUGCGAUACCAUAACCUUUUUUAGUGCUCUUGGUCCCAAAGAUACUCAAUUUUGCUUCUACCUCUAUAUCACAGACAGUUCUGCAAGCGACCACUUGUGUCUUUGCCCCGUCUAUUUCCCUAUCAAGGGGGUAGACUUUUGUAGGUUGGUCCCUUCACAGCGUACAAAAAGGACGCAAAGACUAGAGGACGUCCACCCGUUUUGGAAGGCUAGGAGUCUUUAAACAACGAACUCCUUUAGGCUUCUUCGUGACUAUUGUAUUUUUUGUGUUAGUUUUAUCUUAUCUUCCUUUUUUUUUUAGAGAACAUACUCGCUGUUGGGACUUGUCAUCUUUUCUUAUCAAACCCGUACAGAGAGUCCUUAAAUACCCGCUCUUGUUAAAUGAACUCCUAAAGGUAUACUCUUGUUUGUAGUGUAGCAUGGUCAUGUUUAUGUAUUUUUAUCGAGGCUAUUGACAUCCUUCUCCAUUCUAGUCUGCAUGGCAGGCGUUUAAAGGAAAAGGGGGAGAGGUCAUUCGGCGGCGUAAGAGUGCAGGCACGCAGGCUAUGUUCAUUUCCUAGCGCCAUUUGCUAAUAUAACCGCAUGUGUGUAGUUGUUUAUUCAGUUUGGCCCUUACGAGGGUAGGUGCCCAGCUUUUGAUAUGAACGAAAAUGCCUUUUAGUUUUAUCCCUUACAAAUAAAACUUAGUUUUACUAACUAAGGUUGCAAGUAACCUCGUUUUGAAAGCCAGGGUUUUAAAACUCCAAAAAUAGCCUAUUAUUUAGAUACCUGUAUGACUAAAUCUAUCACUACUAUGAGCUACAAACAACUUUUUUUUCAUGUGUUCCCUUUUAUAGUAUACUCCUGAAAUACAUCGUGAUAAGUACAACUUACUGCAAGGGAUCACAGUAAUGACGGAUGUGGCUAAUGCAAUCAACGAGUUUAAACGGAGAAAGGAUCUCGGUAAGUUUGUGUUCGAGUUAUAGUAUACUGAGUGAAUAGCAUAGUGUAGCUAUUGUUUCACGUGAGACUGAUUGAUCAUUGUAACUUUAUGGAAGUGUGUCUUUUACUAGAGUUGGAGACUUACUUGUUUCAUAGCAAGGGUAGUCCGGAUGGUCGCGUUCCAAUUAAGAGGUGUUUUCAAAGCGUCUCCUGUCAUGAAGCCUCUUGCUCAGCGAUCACCCUUGGCUAACUGGAAAUAGAUCGUAAAACAUUUUGCUUGAAUAAAGCACGAGAGAACACAAGACCCAAGGAGACCCACUCUGCUGAGUCUCCCUCGCAGCCGUUUUUGUCUCGUCACGCAAGGCUUCUCCCCAAUGUUAGGGAGGAACGUUGCGUGACGAGAUAAGAACAGCUGUGAGGGAGACUGACUCGGCCGUAGUCUGAAAUGUUACCCGUCUCCACCCUCUAACCUGAGGCAGGGAGGGGUGGGGGCGUCUCCGGAUUGGGGGCUAGGACGGCUAAGAAUUCAGACUAACACGGUCGAAGUUUGACCUGAUUUUUUUAUCUGAUUCUGAUGUCGACUUACGCUCUGCUUUCAACAGUUGUCAAGUACAAAAAAGUUGAAGAGAGUGGUCUUACAAACAAGAUACAGAAGCUAAGCUGGCAUUCAGUGGUGAAGAAAGGCACUCGAAUUAAUCAGAAACUAACACAACUUACAGGGCUCGUGGCACAGGUUAAUUUACUUACUGAUUCGUACUAUGUGCUUUUCAUCAGUUCUUAAGUGGAGCCAAUUAACGUCUUACAUCGACUAGUUUUAAUUUAGUUUUCGUAUGGCUUAGUAACCUCCAUAUCAAUUGGGAAAAAAAAUUCUACAUUUGUUAAGGUAUUCUAGCUUGAAGUGACCGUUAAACCAGAUGAUAACGUACUCUGUACAUACGUUCUGAUGUAUGGGAUCUUCCGAUAGUUUGGAUUCAUUAAUUAAUUAAAUGGAACUAACGCUACAGUAAACUAAAGUGUCAUUUUCAAACAACUAAAUGUUACGCUGCUAAACAAUUGGUUGUUAAGUAGAUCAUUAUAAAGCAAUUGUUGAAUGACGCUGAGUAGAAUAACACCCUUGGAGACUUCACUUGCUUAAUCCCUCUCAAUCGUUAUCUCGAUAAUAUUUUGGCGGAGAAAUAUUUCCAAAUUUUGGGCGGGUAGCUUUUGUGUAAAGCGGAUCUAACUUGCUCAUAAAUCAUUGUCUCUCAAGCACCACAAGGAAUAGUCUCAUCAGAAAGGUUCAAGUUUAUUUGGAUAAGUACGCUUGAUUGUUUUAACAUCUGCAGACUGUCGACGAAAAAUUCAUCGAAGAGGAGAAAAAGUUCCGUGGAGUCGAGAAAACCGUGAAAGCACUUUGGAAAAACGUAUCAACUUACUUGGAGGAAUUUGAGGUAACUUUGUGAAGUCACAACCUGACCAAAAACUCUUCGCUUAUAUAGUACGACAAAAAAAAUUUUGAGCCAUACAAGGGAAGGUUAGAAGUUCUAAGCGAGUAUCACUAUGUUUCUGACCAGCACUACCUCAAAACUGCAUUGAUUGUAGCUAAUCGCAAACAUACGAAAAACUUCAAAAUAUUUAUGAUGAAUACUAGCAUUUUCAACCGUUUUUUAUCGCAGGAGACCAUGGAGUUCCGCCAGGCUUUAGGGGACAAUAUUAAUGACUUCUACCAAGAUGCUGCAACGUGUUCAGAGGUGUCCACUUAUUAUAGGACACACAAGACGAUUGGGGAGACUAUUCUAAGCAGAUUUGUAAGUUUAAAUGAUAUAAUUCUCUAUAGCCAACUAAUGAACGCAUAGACGAGUGAGAGUGCGACCACUGUUGACCUCAAACUCGUCUUCGCAACGACAAGUUGACAGCACUUUGUGAAAAAAUGCUGGGAGCGAGGUUGCUCGUACGCUUGCAACCAUGGGGCUAAUUGGGUCCAGGGUAGAGUGUCCACUUACAGAAGGUCACUCUGACUGGCUCAAUCGGAAAAGGCAAAAAAAAGGACAAUUAACUAAUUUGCGGAUUUUUGUCGUGAUUUGUUUGAGUGUUCGCUUAAGAGAUGUUAUUCAGGAGUUAAAGCAAAGACGUUUUUUGAGCGGCGCACAUCAACCGGAAGUGGUCUCUUUUGCAUUCUUUGGCAGUGGUUUUGCCCAUUUUGGCGGCAAUUGUCUCUAUAAACGUAAAAACACUUAGAUGUACACAUUUGGUCGCGUCAAGUCAUACUAAAAGGAAAAAGGUCUCAGCUUCGGUUAACGUGCGCUGUUCAAAAAGUCUUUGCUUAAACUCCCAAUAUACCCUCUGGUCCCAGGAAAGAAAACGGUGUCAGCUUUUGCGUAGCCUGCGUAGCAAGUGUUUCCGUGCGGUUUCGGAGCAAAGAACGAGGAACGAGAGUCACAGACCGCGUGAAUGAAAUGACGAGAGUAAAAGAGCGGGGAGGGGGUGGGGAAGAAAGGUUAUCCUUCCUUUCCCCCUCCCCCUUCUUUCAAUUUUUUGGCUCUCUUUCCAUUUCUCGAACGGCCAAUACCGAAAAUCCCGUUCCUCGGUCUUUCUUUGCUCCGAAACCGAACGGAAACGCUUGCUACGCAAGCUAGCCUCUGCGUGAGAUUACAAUACCCAAUCUUUCUUUCUUCAUGAGUACAAAUUAUACUCACUUUACAAUUCACUACAUCAAUUGGCGUUCUGUUUCUUUUCAUUUAACAGAUAGAUAGUGUUCAGUUGCAAGUGCUUUCUCCGCUCAAUUCCUUGCUCAACUUGUUUCAAGGACCGCAGCGCUUAAUUCAAAAGAGAAAUGACAAGUGCUUGGACUACGACAGCUGGUCAAACAAGAUUGACAAGAUAAAGGACAGAGAGAAAUUAAAAGUGGUACAUAUUAGUUGUUGAGAAAUCUUUUAAUGAGCUAACUCAGUGACGUAAUCGUUAAACGUAUAGUUUUAGACCGGAUAAUUGUCCAAACAUUUACAGUACAAAGCAUCCUGCGUUGAACUUUAGAUCAGUGCGUAAAACGUGGACGAGGUUAAUGCCUGGUCAAAAAAAAUAUUUAUUAUAUGACUGAAAAAAGAACUUUUUCUUGCGGGACCCACGCGGGAAGUCCCGAGUGGGCUAGAUAGACCCAUCUUACUAGGUUAACUCUUGGUCAAUAAAAGAUUUAUUAUAUGACCAAAAAGAGAACUUUUUCUUGUUGGACCAACGCGGGAAAUCCCGAGCGGACAAGAUAGACCCAUCUUACUCCGCUCAGGUAGCCAAUCAGAACGAAUGACUGGCGUCAUCUUGCCCGCUCGUGGAUUCAGCCAUGUGAUAAAAAGUGAUAAGCUUUGACGUUUGUUUUGGUUAUUUUGUGUUGUCUUUGUUUUUGACGUUGCUUUUUGGUUUUGUUCUUGCUUUUUUGUUUGUUUGUUUAUUUGUGUGUGGGUUUUCUAACUGUUUAUGUCCUUGUAAAUUUUUAGGCCAAAGAAGAACUGGGGUUUGCCAAGAAAAACUAUGAAGCACUGAACACUCAGCUGUUGGAGGAGAUCCCUGGUUUUACUGAGAAGUGUAUGUCUUUAGUGGUGGACUGUCUCAAGAACUUUGCCAUGGCACAGAACCGAUUAUACUAUGAAAUUCAACAGGAGUACGAGCAGCUAUUACAGGUACCUGUGCUUAUUACAGCAAUUGGGCUAAGGUGCUUGUUUAGGAAAAAAUCGUUGGAACUCGGCCUGUAGCAGCAUAUAUGUGUGAAUACAAUUAAGAGGGUCCUGAGUGUCGGUUUUGGUAAUGGAGGUUUUGCAAUGAUAUUUUCAAAGGAAACGUAAUUUUAUAGAAAACUGAUGGAAACCUCAAGAGUUUAUAGCGUAAGGAUAGUCGUAAGAGUAUGAGACACUAAUAUCAUGGGGUGUAAGCUAUUGGAGGCUAAUAUUAUAUGGACUUGGCUGUUGAUUUACAGUGAUUUUGUUACAAAUAGUUAUGGUGAGUCUUGGGACUCAUCUUGUGAAAAAUCGUGACUCCCAGUUUAAUAAUUCAAAAAGAGUCCAAAAUUGAAACUGCUUGGGCCUUUAUGUAACCAGACAGUUAAUCUGAAGACAGACUCCAAAACUCUGUAUUAAGUACAUGUAUACUGAAAUUGAAAUAAUUUAUUGUCCUUCUAUUUUGAAGCACAACAAAGGCUAAAAGAAAUAUGCAUUGUUAAACGACAGCCAUUUACAACUGCCACAGAAAUAACGCGAACGGGGCGGAUAUUUCUACAAAUACACAUGUUCAGAUCGAUCGAUUAAUCGAUCUUUGCGUCCCACGGGACGCAUCCCCGUGCCAUGAAUUAUUUUGCGCCUUUGGGGAUUUUAAUGCGUCAGGGACACAGGACGCAGAGGUAACAGAAUCACUGGAUUAUUUUCAAAUCCGCAGUCAUACAAUGUAGGAGUCCUUUGACAAGUAACAUUUCACUAUUUCAGCUACCAGUUGUACAGACGGUGGAAGGUGACAUAAUUGAGCACCAUAGCAAGAGAUCUUUACAAGUGAUGGAGCAGUUCUCGGACCUGAGUUUUAUACCGUUGAGUUUUGUAGCAAAGGACAGUUCUCGCAGGAAGAGGCGAUCGCUGAAAACCCCAACGCAACCUUCAAGAGAUCAGGUAAGUCUUGUAGACAGAUUUCCAUUACGCAUUAGGGUUGAAAUAGACCAGUUCGUUUAUGCCAUUGCGAAAUACCACCUAUCGGUAUAUUCCAGUCCGAGCAGUAUUUAGCAUGUUGCUUGAAACUAGGGUACAUUUAUUUGCAAAAUACUGUAUGCGUGCGUUUAGCCGUUGCAUUUUCCCGCUGAAAUAUUUUAUGGUUUUAUCUGCUUAAAACCGCCUCUUGAAUUUGCAAAUGCUAGUGGCUUUUGUCUAAAGGCUACUUUGGAAAAUUCAUCGUGUGUGCUACCGUCCUCCGUGAAAAGUCGCAUAAAAGAGUUUCACGUUGUACUGAUAGUCACCGCAAAGAUAUGCACCAAGAUGCGUCGUGAUCUUCCAUAUAUGUUGUUUUGCUUAUCAAACCUAUCACCUGUUACUCCCUAUAACUGUUUUCCCACUGAAGGUGGAGUUGACUAUGUACACCAUACCUGUGUUUGUUGCUUCUUUCAGGAUACCACAGAAGAUUAUGGGGACAACAAACCCAGCUUGGUGGAUUUCAGCGGUGAUGAAUUUGAAGAGAGAAUGCUAAGGAAGCAAAGACAAGCUCCACCCCCUCCCUCCACGAUUCUCCAGCCAACGCCUGCCCCACGACGGCUAAGCAGUGCAGCAAGGCCUGUAAGUCUUUAGGGCGCAGUUAUUUUAAGGUGUAAGGCAAAAAGUAACUUCUUACCGACAUGUUUGUUUUUGUUGUUGUUGUUGGGUGGUGGUGUGGUCAAUUAGAACCCCGCUCUGUUAUGUUUUCCGCACAUAUGGUGGAAGUGAUUAAUUAAUAAAGUUUUUGCUCGUUUGUUUUUGAGGCCUUUCAUCGUUCUGACCUCAACUGAAAAUUUUGUUGGCGAAAUCUUGGUACUACUUGCAUUCAGGCGUUUACUAUUUUAGACUUUUACCAAUUAACUGUCUCAGGCAAUUUUAACCCCCAAAACUGAAAAAAAAAAAAAAAAAACUUGGAGGACCCUCACUUUUUGUAAGACCCAUUUCAAACACAAACAGCAUGUGCCAAAUUUAGCGGGAAAUAAGGAAAAUUUAUUGUUCUCGCUCAUUUGCUUUUGUUCGGCACAUGAGGUUUGAAGCUGGUCUAACUAAUUCAUAAGCGUUUGCGUGCAGACGAGAUCAGUUUCCACUGCUUAGGUCUGGGUCUGGCUUUUCACUUAGGCUUGUAGCUCACUUGAUGUAGACUCUAUAACAAUAGGUAUAGUAAGAGGUACGGCUGCAUGAAAGCUUCCAUUUCUCCUUCCACUCCCCCUCGGUUUGUCGUUUGACCUGAGUUUGCGGCUCUCCCUAUCUCAUACUUAACGAACCACAAACAAGAAACACACAAAAAAGCCGCCUUCUACGCAGGCCAUCUUUAGUGUCGUCAGAGAGGUCAAGAAAAUUUUUAGACCAACUUUAAAUGUGGAUUUUCUUUCUCAGGGCAAUAGUCAUGCAGGUAGCUCGGACAUGGUAGAAGUAAUUCCGGGCAGAGAAAAGCUCCACAUGGUCGAGUUCAGCUUUGAAGCUCAAAGUACAGGAGAAUUAUCCGUGACUGAAGGAAACCUAGUGUCUGUCCUGCGAUACUCAGAUACCAGCGGUAACCCUGAGUGGUGGCUAAUUCAGUGUAAUGGUGCCACUGGUUAUGUGCCACAAAGUUACCUUUCUCCGCUGGAAGACGCUGCUGAUAGUAGCGAAGGAGGUGCAAGUAUUACUGACAAUGCCUUCGAAGAUGAUAGCGUUAUUAGCAAUGAAACGAGUCAGAUGGUGGCUACGGAAACAGAUCCGGGAGAGGAAUGCAGUGUAGCGUUGACUCGCGAGACUAAUCCUAAAUCAAGCUAUUACGCAGAGUUUGCGUUCGAGGCUAGUAGUGUAGCGGAAUUGAAUCUUGAAGAGGGACAAGCAGUAGUUGUUUUGCAGAAGCAGGAUUUGACGGGCAAUGAAGAAUGGUGGCUUGUGGAGGCGGAUGGACGUAAGGGAUACGUACCUUCCAGCUAUUUAACACCGGUCGAAGAUUAAAAGCGACAGCAAAACAAACAAAGGUUUAGUGGACAUCCAAUCGCUUCUUCACAUGCUAGCCUGGGAAAACAAUCCACAUUUCGCAGCGACGCUACCACUGAUUUCUCUGGCGCAAAAUGAUGUCUGAGGAACAAGCGCAGAAAUUCCAUACUGAUGACGUGUCACUACCCAAAUCUUGUUAGUGCUACCAAUUGGUCUUGCCACUAGGGAAAUUUGCUUCGACCAAUCAGGAGUACUACCCAGAUCUGGGUAGUGACACGUCAUCAGAGUGUGGAAUUCCUGCAGUCAUUCUCGCCGAGACGUAGGUUGUUUACAAUUUGCAAAAAGUUUCCGGAAAACUCGGUUGGGAAGUAAAUGGAACACGCCUCUUUGGAUCACUCCGGGAGGAAAACAUUUGGGAGCAAAGAAACAUCUGAAAAGGUGGCCCUGUUUUUCCGAACGGAAUGCUCCAAACGGAAAUUUGUGUUCCAGUUCUUCAAAGUGGUUGAUACUAGUUACGCGGUUUCUUGGCCAUUGUUUGGUAAAUGGAACUGAUUUGUACAAAUGGUAAACGCGAUUCCGGGACGAAGCAUUAAACCAAAAUUCCGGUUUGAAAUUUCGGAAAUUUCACGUGUCCAAUCGAAAGGUAUUCCGGUUGCCCAGACCUGGCACAAGCCACCGCGCGUUUGGUUAUUGUUCCUGUAAGCAGGAUACAAAAGAGCGGUACUGGGGACAACAAUUUUGUCAAAUAGAAUGGGACAUUUCGGUCUGACCGACCAGACCGGUCAAACUGGACCACCUUCAAAGCUGGUCCCGAAUAUCCCGGUCGGACUAAACCGAAACGGUUCGUUCCAUUUGAUGUACCGCCCGAAAUUUCCCGGAAUUUUGGGUUGAAUGGAAAACGCCCUUGAAUUUUUAUUACCAUUUACCCAAACCGUGAACCGACCAGUUUGCUCAUGGAGAUGGUAAACAACCGUAGUUUCGCGAGGAAACCAUUGAUGGCGUCGCGAAAUAUCGCCUGUUCCUUUGGCUCAGGCUGGUCAGUUAAAGAGACUACAGAAUAGAACUAUUUUGAAUUCCAAUCAAACAUAAUCACAACCGAUUGCUCCGCAACUCUCUUUUAUUUCUAAUAGGGUAGGAAAUGCAAAAGUAGUCUUAUAGCGCUACCCGAAUGUUUUAAUAAACACGUAUAACUAUGUUACUUUUUUUAAGUUUGCUGUUUCGUAACUUGCAAUAAGAAAUCAUUUGAAGCCUUGAGUCUUGCCUCCGCUAGUAGCGGCAUGGCUUGCUUCAACGGUGCGCUUUAUCUGUGUAGAAUUCUAUUCAUAAAUUAUUUCAUGAUGUAGAUAUCUUUCUCUGUGCUUCUUUUAUAUGCUUAUUUCAUGAUGUAGAUAUCAAUAUGUAGAUUUCUUUCUGUGCUACUUUUAUAUUUUAUGCUUAACUGAGGGGCCGUAGGCCGUCUUAAAACUUAAACUGCAACGAGGAUUGAGGUGGUAACCUUGAUUUCAGUUAAAAAGCAAAGACAAUGUUUUAGAGUACAGUAGCUUCCAUUUGCACUCAGUGCAGCCGGAAUGAAUUCUAGCCUGCUAAUACAUCCGUCUUUCCUCGCUCCUCGCCGCCAGACGUUUCUCCUGGCAAGACGUCCACAUUGGCGAGGAGCGAGGACAGACGGCUGUAUUAGGAGCUGAUUAUUUGACUUGUGAGGGGGGUACGGGUGAUUUGGUUUGGGUAAAAAUUAUUUUCCCAAACCUCUGGUGAUAGAUUUUUCUCUGACAUGCAAAGGUGUAACUUUUUUUUUUCAGUAUAGGAUAUUUUUUCCCCAGGUGUUUCCUUGCAAUAAUUUUUUCCCCUCGAAAUCAGUUUGUAGCUAAGGAUAUUUUUGCGGAAAUCACCCAUACUAACCCCCUCCCCUCCCCCACCCCACCUCAAAAGUUAAAUAGUGGGCCCCACAGCAACCUA